Messenger RNA from Hypomesus transpacificus, 886 nucleotides. Its product is annotated as fibronectin-like. Lineage: Eukaryota; Metazoa; Chordata; Actinopteri; Osmeriformes; Osmeridae. Gene Ontology annotation, molecular function: protein binding. The record is from RefSeq and is a predicted model, not a curated record. Bases 185 to 886 code for a protein of 233 amino acids. The transcript has 5 exons.
CUGCUCAGAGCUCAAGGCAGUGAAGACCUGUGUGACCUGUAGGAUCUCCUACUGUGAGACCCACGUCAGGGACCAUUACAGAGUCCCUAAACUCCAGCUCCACACCCUGGUGGAUGUGGGGAGACACCAGCAACUCUGCAGCGAACACAACAGGCCCCUGGAGGUGUUCUGCUUGACUGACGAGAUGCUGAUCUGCAGUCUGUGUUCUGCAACACAGCACAGAGGACAUGAAGUCUUUCACAAGACUGGACUGUCUGACGGACAGACUUUUCAUGAGGAGCGACACAAAAGAUUACAUUCAUUUGAUGUGCUGCCCCCUCCUGGAGAGAUCAGCAUCCUGUCAGUGAAGCCAGACUCAGUGACUCUGACCUGGGGACCUCCUGAAGGUCAGGAUGGACCCAAGAUGUUCAGAGUGACCUGGGAGGGUGAUGGAGAACAGAAGAACCUUAAAGUGAAAGACAUGUACAAAGUAGAAAUAACCGGACUCCAAUCUGGUCAGAAGUAUGAGUUCCAAGUUUUCACAGAGGGGGAACAUGAAAACCUCAGUGACUGGGUUUCUAAAACAGUAACUACAGUGGUUCCUCCUCCUCGAGAAAUUAAAGUGAUGCAAUGUGAAGCCACUCAGCUGCGUCUCCAGUGGUCCAAGGCUGCAGGAAUAGAUCACGUUCCCCAGCGUUUCCUGGUCACCUGUAGUAGCCCAGGGUCCGAGCCUCAGGCAAUACACACCGAACCCAGCUGCAGAACCCUGACCGACCUGCAGCCGGAGACCCAGUACACCGUCGGAGUCUGUACUGUGUUGAGCAACGGGGAACGAAGUGAACCUGCUUCUGUGACCAUCUACACUAGUGUUGAAAAGCACCUGGGCGUACGUUCUUUAAAGCUGUAA